This is a messenger RNA of Etheostoma cragini (Arkansas darter), 768 nucleotides long. Its product is annotated as saoe class I histocompatibility antigen, A alpha chain-like. The transcript has 5 exons. Lineage: Eukaryota; Metazoa; Chordata; Actinopteri; Perciformes; Percidae. Gene Ontology annotation, biological process: immune response. Bases 1 to 768 code for a protein of 255 amino acids. The record is from RefSeq and is a predicted model, not a curated record. Gene Ontology annotation, cellular component: external side of plasma membrane.
AUGACUCCUGAGAGGGAAUUUAAAUUUCCAGCAGCAGUUUUCAAUGUCCAUAUUCUUCAGUGGAUGCACGGCUGCAAAGGGAGAAUGAAGGACGGCAAGAUGGCGUUCAUUAAAGGCAUGGACAUGUACAGCUACGACGGAAAAGACUUCCUGUCAUUUGACGACAGCCACAGCGUCUGGGUCGCCCCAACAGAGGAGGCGGUCCAGACCAAGAGGAAGUGGGACGAGGUCACGGUCCUAAAAGAAUACACCAAAGGCUACCUGGAGAACGAGUGCAUCGAUUGGUUGGAGAAGUUCAUAAAUUAUGGACAAAAGCAGCUCCAAGAAGCCAUUCCUCCGAAGGUGCACCUGUUCACCAGGAACACCAAAGUGGACGCAAACGUCCGCCUGACGUGCCUGGCCACGGGUUUCUUACCCAAAGAAAUCACGCUGCGCAUGAAGAGGAACAGCCGCAUUCUGACUCCCCAGGACGGAGUCGAGUCCAGCGGCGUGCGACCCAACGGGGACGACACCUUCCAGAGACGAGACAGCGUGGAGAUUCUCCGGAGCGACAUGUCCAUCUACACCUGUGAGGUGAUUCAUCAGGCGUCCAACUUACACGUGGAGGAGGAGUGGGAUCAUAAAGUUCCUGAGAUGUCUGGAGGAAUCCUUAUGAUGGCGAUCGGAGUCGUGCUCGGGAUCCUUUUCAUGGUCGCGGUCGGCGCCGUGCUGUUGGUCUUGUACAAAAAAGGAAAAUUUGGCCGCCGUCUCUGGACCAGUAACAACUAA